AUGACAACCGCCAUCUUAGAGCGCCUCAGCACCCUCUCUGUCAGUGGACAGCAGCUCCGUCGCCUGCCUAAGCUCCUCGAGGAUGGCCUUCCCAAGAUGCCUUGCACUGUCCCAGAAAGCGAUGUGCCCCAGCUCUUCCGGGAGCCUUACAUCCACACUGGCUACCGCCCCACGGGCCAUGAGUGGCGUUACUAUUUCUUCAGCCUCUUUCAGAAACACAACGAGGUGGUCAAUGUCUGGACCCACUUGCUGGCAGCUCUGGCUGUCCUCCUGAGAUUCCAAGCCUUUGUGGAGGCGGAAACCCUCCCGUGGACCUCGGCGCACUCCUUGCCCUUGCUCCUCUUCAUCUUGUCCUCUAUCACAUACCUCACCUGCAGCCUCCUGGCCCACCUGCUGCAGUCGAAAUCAGAGCUGUCCCACUACACCUUCUAUUUUGUGGAUUACGUUGGGGUGAGCAUCUACCAGUAUGGCAGUGCCCUGGCUCACUUCUUCUAUAGCUCUGACCCGGCCUGGUAUGAGCGGUUCUGGCUUUUCUUCCUGCCGGCAGCUGCCUUCUGCGGCUGGUUGUCUUGUGCCGGUUGCUGCUAUGCCAAGUACCGUUAUAGGAGGCCUUACCCAGUCAUGAGAAAGAUCUGUCAAGUGGUCCCAGCAGGGCUGGCCUUCAUUCUGGACAUCAGUCCCGUGGCCCAUAGAGUGGCACUGUGCCACCUGUCUGGCUGUCAGGAGCAGGCUGCCUGGUACCACACCCUACAGAUUUUCUUUUUUCUGGUCAGUGCCUAUUUCUUCUCCUGCCCAGUCCCAGAGAAAUAUUUCCCAGGCUCCUGUGAUAUUGUGGGUCAUGGGCACCAGAUCUUCCAUGCCUUCUUGUCAGUCUGCACCCUCUCCCAACUGGAGGCCAUUCUUCUGGAUUACCAAGGACGACAGGAUAUCUUUCUGCAGCGGCAUAGCCCCCUCUCUGUCUACUUGGCCUGCCUCUCGUUCUUCCUUUUGGCUGCCUGCAGUGGUACAACUGCAGCCCUCCUGAGGCGCAAGAUCAAGGCUGAACUGACUAAGAAGGAUUCCUGA
Messenger RNA from Trichosurus vulpecula (common brushtail), 1065 nucleotides. It is a transcript of the gene PAQR8, whose product is annotated as progestin and adipoQ receptor family member 8. Gene Ontology annotation, biological process: response to steroid hormone. The record is from RefSeq and is a predicted model, not a curated record. Gene Ontology annotation, molecular function: steroid binding; nuclear steroid receptor activity. The coding region runs from base 1 to 1065 and encodes 354 amino acids. The transcript has a single exon. Gene Ontology annotation, cellular component: plasma membrane. Lineage: Eukaryota; Metazoa; Chordata; Mammalia; Diprotodontia; Phalangeridae.